AUUAUUUAACGAUAAACAUCUAAUAUCUGUAUCCUCGCUUACCAUGCAACUACAUACAUGACGUAUAUACGUAGGAUUAACAUCGAUCGAGAGUCUAUCAAAUCGAAAACAUCGUCAAUUUACAAAGAAACCUCUGCAAAUACCGCAGAGAUGCUAUUAUUCGUAGAUAAAGACGUUGUACGCAUCAAUGCUUCUUCUUUGAAAUCACGGUCAAUGAAUAAUUCCAAAAAAAACAAAUAAAAAGGAAGAGAAAAUGAAGAGAGAAACCAAUAAUAAUAGCUAUUGGUUCGUGUAAGGAAUUAAUUUCUGCUCGAAAGAAGGAAUAAAGUCAUGUGCUUCGUGAUUCAUUAAUGAUUACAUGAUAUUUAUAACACGCAUUUAUUAACACUCCGAUUAUCACCUGACUCACCUUGAACCAGCGACGAGUCUAAGUAAAAGAGCAAACAUUCGCGAUCACGUGUAUCCUUCGCGUGAAUUCAAGUGCAGUUUGUUCGAAGGCAUCGCGGUAAUUAAGAAUGAUCUCUGGGAUGCAAUUAUCACGAUUGAAAGAAAGCGCGAGUCUCGCGGGCGCCACAAUUAACUUUAUCAGUGGCGCCUGAAGAAGCGCCGUUAAAAGGAGCAUAAAUUGGAAUAUGAGCUCCGCUUAAGUCUGGUGUUGACGCUCUGCGUUAACUACCCUGCAGGUUCAUUAUACUCAAGACGCGUUUAUACUGCAACAGAAAUGGCUCAAUCGUUUCGCAAUGUCGUACAAAUUUUUCUCUUCCAAUGAUAAGUAAAAUACGCAACGUUAUAGUGGUUUGAAAAUUCCUUUCGAAAAAACUUUCGAAAGUUUUUCAAGGCGAACAAGUCAAGUGACGUAUUCGCGAGGCAUUUAUGAUUUAAGGAUCGAGUAGACUACGUACAGUCGCUUAAAAUACUCGCCGUCUGUAAAAAUUAUUCCAUAUUUUCUCCAUCGCGAUUAUGUAUAGAAAUAAGUAGACCUUAAUCUCAUUGGGCAUCUUAUGCAUACAUACCUCGAUCAUUUGCAAUCGCUUAAGUUAAUGACAUUUUGUUUGUAGAAGAAAUAAGAUGUCUAAUGUUUUGUACCAUUUAAAGAAAUAAAUUAUAUACUGUGAAUGAUUUCCUUUAAACAUUGACACCCUCGUCGAUUAUAGGUUUGGCUAUACUUAUUACUAAAAAAAAUAUUUUUAAAUAAUUACUAUCAUCCUAAUUUCAAUUCCUUAUUUUUCAUUUAUUUUACAUAUAUAAAUAGAAGAAAAAGGUCACAAAAUAAAUUAAUAAUCGGCAUAUCUCGUAAACUAAAUUAUAUCCUUAUAAUUAUUUUGGACAAUUUUGUCAUUCUUGAUACUAGUUUCUCUAUCUCUCCUGUUUGCAUAUGUACCAACGUAUACCUGUGUGUUAUAACAAGUUGCGGUCGAGAUCAAGAUAAUUCUCGCUAGUCGCAUAUCUGCAUCUAAGGAUCAAUCUAAUGAAGUCCAUCUGCAGCUGCGUCGAAUGCUGACAGGCUCGGGAGAGAGAGAAAAAUGCAAAAAAACUGGACAGCAUUUUGCGAACACUAUCAUUCAGGUCGUGUCCAGUGAUAACGAAGGCGGCGGCACCUUUAGUGUUAACGGAACGUUAGUUUACGUAGAAGAAACAAUUGGAUAAAAUAAAAUCCGAAUAGUAGGUAUGUCGAAUUUGGAUGGAAGAAAAACAAAAAGCUUGAACGACAUCCCUAAAGUGUUCAAACGGCGCGAUCGCGAUGAGUCGAAAAUUUUAUCGAAAGUUUCUUUGGAAAACGUAGCCAGCGAACGAUUUAAGACUUUAAAUGUGAGAGGAGAGGACGCUUCUCCUAUUACAGUUCCAAAGCUCGAAGUCAUAGAGCAAAGUGACAACGAUGAAUCGAGUAACACCGAGGAUGAAGCGAACGAAGAGAAUAGAUUGAAAAAGCCAGAAGUGCGGAAAUUGGAUGCCGAGGAUAAAAUAAAAAAUACUUUUAAGCUUGACUUUUCAAAUGUAAGUUUGGAGAAACAGAAACGGAUUCUAUCGAUAAUUGACAGUUUUCUGUCACUCAUUCUAAUUACUCCGAUGACCAUCAGUUUUUGGAGAGGGACAUGGACCUUGAUGGAUAUCCAUGCAGAUAUGUUCCCGGAAUUGUUCACCUUCUUCUUGGGUAUUCUAGUACACACGUGUUUUGCGAUUAUGAGGGAUUUUCUGCACGAUCGUGUGCUCGAUAUAUCAAAAAGGAAAACUUGCCUGAAUAAAACCUUUUGCAAGAUCGUCCAAAUUGUAUACACAUACGUCUUCGGUAUUUCCUGCAAUAUGCACUGGAGAGGUGCUUGGAUCAUUUUCGACCACUUCUUCUAUUACAAUAUUUGGGUAACUGUAACCGCUACUUUGGCGCCAAUGAUAAUUUUGGCGAUCUUUCGAUCAAUUCGUAAUGUUAUAGCCAUCCCUUCGGUGAUCAACGUCGACAUACUCACCUUCGUCUUUCGUUUUCCAACGAGGUAUAAGAUGGUAAGUUAAUUAAAAAUAUAUUUAAAUUGUAGAAUUAUUGAUAUGUUUCGUGAUAGGAUACACGAAAAAUCUAGCAAUCGUUACACGUGUGUAAAGAAAAUAGAAAAAAUUGUAAUAAAUGACCAGUUAUGUAAAUAAAAAUCUUGAUGAGGAAUCCGAAUUGCAGAGAUCUCACGAUUUUUCUUGGCACUUUGGGAAAUAUUUCAAUCGCUGUUAGAUACGGA
This is a messenger RNA of Bombus terrestris (buff-tailed bumblebee), 2720 nucleotides long. RefSeq lists its product as uncharacterized. The transcript is spliced from 5 exons. The record is from RefSeq and is a predicted model, not a curated record. Lineage: Eukaryota; Metazoa; Arthropoda; Insecta; Hymenoptera; Apidae. The coding region runs from base 1669 to 2505 and encodes 278 amino acids.